AUGAGUGCUCAAUUGGCCAAUCUUACCGACAUGAUUUCGAAGAUGUCCAUGUCCUCCUCCAACAACACCAACCAACCCUCAAGUUCUUCUAACCUUCCAUCCCAACCCCAACCAAACCCAAAGGGCGGUCUCAACGCCAUCACUCUACGGUCGCGAACUACAUUGGAGGAGAUACUUCCAAGGGUCUUGGAGGACAUUCAUGAAGAAGAAGUGGUUGUUGAAGCUCCACAUGAAGAGGGGGAGGUAGACAAAAGGCAUGAGGAAGAAGGAGUAAACCUCAAGGAACCCAAGAGGAAAGCUCUAGUGGAUGAGUCCAUCCCUAUUCCAUUCCCUUCUAUGGUGAAGAAAGCAAAGAAGACACCGGAAUUUGAUUUGAACAUGCUUCAAGUGUUCAAGAAGGUUCAGGUAACCAUACUACUUCUUGAUGUUAUUCAACAAAUUCCAAAGUAUGCAAAAUUUUUGAAAGACUUGUGCACACACAAGGAUAGGAUAGGAGAAUUGGAGACAUUAUCCUUGGGUAGUUCAAUUUCUUCCUUGAUGGAACCUAUUCCAAAGAAAUGUGGUGACCCUAGGCCUUGUUUGGUGUCUUGUUAUAUUGGUGGACGCACUUUUCAUGGUUGUAUGUGUGACCUUGGAGCUUGUGAAAGCAUCACGCCACUUUCUACUUUUGUGCGGUUGAAUUUAGCUCCAUUAAAGAAGUCGGCAGCGAGGUUUGCCUUAGCCGAUAAAAGUGUGAUCACGGUAACAGGAAUAGCCGAAGAUGUACUUGUGGCGAUCAAAGAUUUGGUCUUCCCGAUUGACUUUUACAUCCUUGAAAUGCCUCCAACAAAAAAUAGAAGCUCAUCCUCCGUUCUACUUGGUAGACCCUUCCUUAAGACCUCUAAAUUCAAGUUAGACGCUUUCACCGGCACAUAUUCCUUUGAGGUUGGAGACAAGACUAUCAAGUUCAAUUUAGAAGAAGCCAUGAAGCAUCCUCCCGAAGAGCAUUCCGCUCUCCGAUGUGAUGUAAUUGAUGAAGUGGUAGCAGAAGUGCAAGAAGAAGACCAUAACAAGUUGUGCUACCAUAUUGUUAAAGAGACGGAUGACCAAAAGGGUGAACAUGAGAAAUUUGUUGAGAAUGAACUCUGUGAGCUUGACGAAAAGGAACCUCAGUUUGAGGCUUUCUUAGAGGACAACCAGAAGUUUUUGGUCAUUAUUGCUAGUGAGAUUUCUAGUGAAGAAGAAGAAAAGUUCCUAGAUGUUCUCAGAAAGUACAAGAAGGCAAUUGGUUGGAGCUUAGCCGAUAUUGUGGGGAUUGACUCUUGCAAGUGCAUACAUCGUAUAUUUCUCCAAGAGGGAGCCAGGCCGGUUAGGCAACCACAAAGGAGGCUCAACCCAACCAUCCUCGAUGUAGUAAAGAAGGAGGUGACUAUGCUACUUGAUGCGGGUAUCAUAUACCCAAUUUCUGACAGUGAGUGGGUGAGCCCGGUCCAGGUUGUUCCCAAGAAAUCAGGCAUCACUGCGGUUACAAAGGAUGAUGGUGAACUGGUCCCCAAGAGAGUACAAAAUGCAUGGCAAGUGUGCAUCGACUAUAGAAGGUUGAAUAUUGCUACAAGGAAGGACCACUACCCUUUGCCCUUUAUCGAUCAGAUGUUGGACCGUUUAGCGGGUAAAUCCCAUUACUGCUUUCUUGAUGGAUUCACUGGUUACUUCCAAAUUCACAUUGCUCCUAAAGAUCAGGAAAAGACCAUAUUCAUUUGCCCUUUUGGCACCUUUGCCUACAAAAGGAUGCCAUUUGGACUAUGUAAUGCACCUGCUACUUUUCAGCGGUGUAUGACCAAUCACAUUCCUUCAUGA
Molecule: messenger RNA, 1836 nt
Organism: Arachis stenosperma
Lineage: Eukaryota; Viridiplantae; Streptophyta; Magnoliopsida; Fabales; Fabaceae
Exons: 2
Coding region: 1-1836 (611 amino acids)
Source: RefSeq, a predicted model, not a curated record